CUUCUGUUCUGAACGCGCCAGUCGUCGUCCUUCAAUAUCUCUUUGUAUACGAUUAGGGCUUGCAGACAGUGAGAGAGAGAGAGGGGAAUCGAAAUUGGCCUGAUAGCGAUCGUCGUUGAGAUUGAAAGAAGGACUUUGUCUCGGGUAGCAGAAGCCACAGACAUCACAAUGGAAUUGGCAGACAAGGCCGUUGGGUUUCUGUUAUCCUAUAUCAGUUUAUCUAUAUUCACUUAUUACACAUUUUGGGUUAUAAUCCUGCCGUUUGUAAACAGUGAUCACUUUAUCCACCGGUAUUUCCUGCCCCAAGAAUAUGCCAUAUUAAUACCUGUGUUUGCUGGCAUGGUGCUUCUCUGCUUCUUAUGCAUUUUCAUUGGAUAUGUGAUGCUCAAAUCCAAAAAGAAGAAAGCAUGAUACAAAGGGUUGCGAUUGCACAAGGGUGAGCUUUUCUUUGGAGGUGAAUCAGAGUAUAGAUUUUUAUAGUCAUUUUCUCAAAUGGAGCAGAUUACAUUACUUGUUUGUCUGUAUCAUUUCUAAUUCACCUUUCUACCCUUUUUUGUUUCUUUUAUCUCCAUAAUUGUGAUUAAGUGUUCAUUUGACGUUCAGAUAUGUGAUAGUUCUUCCAUAUUUCUAUGAUUGCAACACUAAUUAGACUGCCUAGGUAGGCCUGCAGGUUUAAGAGUCCAAAAUCUCAUCCAACUCUGUCGUAGUCUCUCUUUAUAAACCUUUGAGCCUGUAUGCUUGAAUUGGCAUAUAUAUGUAUAUGUAUAUGUAUAUCAUUUACAAAAAACUAGGAUCAACAAAGUCAUAUACUCUGGUCUCUAGCUGAUUAAUUCAUUAAAUAUGACAAAACCCAAUACUAAUCCUUUUCUAGAAAAUUAAACCUGCUUUUGGUAGGUCUGCAAUUAGUAUCAGAGGCAGCUUGCUCUGUUUUUUGCACAUGCAAGUAGGGCAGUUGAUUUUCUCCGCAUAGGCAAAAUAAUGCAUAUCUUUAUGUCCUUUGCCACAUCAAAUAAAAGUGAAUAUAAUCAGAACCACUUCCUUUUGAAGUACCUUUUGAGUGUUUAGAUUUUAGGUCCCACUUCCCCCAAUAUUGCUUGUAUUAAAAAAA
Prunus persica (peach) is the source of this 1108-nucleotide messenger RNA. Its product is annotated as dolichol phosphate-mannose biosynthesis regulatory protein. Bases 169 to 411 code for a protein of 80 amino acids. Gene Ontology annotation, biological process: GPI anchor biosynthetic process. The record is from RefSeq and is a predicted model, not a curated record. The transcript has 3 exons. Gene Ontology annotation, molecular function: enzyme regulator activity. NCBI's taxonomy places the organism in Eukaryota, Viridiplantae, Streptophyta, Magnoliopsida, Rosales, Rosaceae. Gene Ontology annotation, cellular component: endoplasmic reticulum membrane; dolichol-phosphate-mannose synthase complex.